This is a messenger RNA of Vigna angularis (adzuki bean), 357 nucleotides long. Its product is annotated as EPIDERMAL PATTERNING FACTOR-like protein 1. Gene Ontology annotation, biological process: stomatal complex development; guard cell differentiation. Lineage: Eukaryota; Viridiplantae; Streptophyta; Magnoliopsida; Fabales; Fabaceae. The record is from RefSeq and is a predicted model, not a curated record. The coding region runs from base 1 to 357 and encodes 118 amino acids. The transcript has 2 exons.
AUGGAUACCACAGUGAAGCAAACUCUUUGUGGCAAUGUCUUGUUAUUGAUAUUGUUUUGUACACUGAUCUUCAGUAGCGGUGCUGCUUUUAUCAAGGACAGUGAAAUUGGAGAAAAUUUGGUGUCAUCAACGGAUAGGCCUAAGAUGCUUAUUGGAUCAAGUCCACCAACCUGCAUUUCCAGGUGUAACAACUGCACACCUUGCAAACCAAUUCUUGUACCAUUGCCACCUCCUGUUCCACAACAAACCCACUCUACCUUUGAGCAACCUCACACAGCCUUCCAGCGACCCGAUGACUUUGGGCCUGAGACUGUGAUCUGGAAAUGCACUUGUGGCGGCAAGCUGUACAAUCCGUAG